Molecule: messenger RNA, 2709 nt
Organism: Recurvomyces mirabilis
Lineage: Eukaryota; Fungi; Ascomycota; Dothideomycetes; Mycosphaerellales; Teratosphaeriaceae
Gene: SWA2
Product: auxilin-like clathrin-binding protein required for normal clathrin function
Exons: 2
Coding region: 1-2709 (902 amino acids)
Biological process (GO): clathrin coat disassembly; clathrin-dependent endocytosis
Cellular component (GO): vesicle; cytoplasm; intracellular membrane-bounded organelle
Molecular function (GO): clathrin binding
Source: RefSeq, a predicted model, not a curated record
AUGGACGAUCUACUGGGAGAAGACUGGCAGGCUCCGGCUAAGCCUACGAAUAAGGCUCCUAACAACCCAGCAGCCUUCGCUUCCACUUACAGUAGCUACCGAGCCAGCCCAAUGUUACAACCGUCUGCUUCUGGGUCAGCCUCGCCGCAGACCAUCUCUCGACCAUCGAGCACUGUCAAUAACGCACCCAAGACGGGCGUAGACAGUUUUGGUAGUCUGCUAGGGAACAAAGCACAGAAACCAAGCAGUAGCACAUUAUCUAUCCAGGACCGACAAAGGCAGCUAGUGGAGGAGAAGCGGCGGCAGCAGGAACAGCAGUCUCAACUAUGGGAUACUCUAGGAAGCGGCAGAGGGACACCGGAGGUGCGGGCCACGUCACCUGCCCCACCACAUGCGCAGGAGGAUGUUGAUGAUAUCUUGGCUGCGUUCAAUAAAGAUGCGCCUGUCGAUCGGGCGAGCCACAUGUCACUGCCCGUCAGCUCGACCGCGACAAGUGGAAGGAAUACUCCUGUAACAGUGCCGUAUUCCCAAUCAUUUGCCAGCCACGAAGCUGGCUUCGAGGCCGACGACGACGACGACCCUUUUGGUCUGGCCGCAAAAUCUGGUCGUGGUAACGGGCAUACUAUUGUCCCUGCUCAGCACGUGCCGGUCGAUGACGAUGACAUUCUGGGCGACUUAGGUAAGCCAGCCGUCGAGCGGCCGCAAGAAAACAAAGCCUCCGAGCCACCACCUCGACGUCACGAUCUGGGAGGCGAUGGAUUCAACGUAUCCCACAAGUCAACGCCUGGAGACAGUGCGCUCGCUGAGCUGGUGGAUAUGGGGUUCUCAGCUGACGCAGCUACAAUUGCAUUGUCCGAGACCGGUGGCGACGUGCAAGACGCUGUUGGCUACCUUUUACAACAAGCGCAUGAAGAGUCUAAGCAGAAGGCGCGAUCUGAAGCGCAAGCCACGCGACAACGAAGUCCCGUCCAUGGCGGAAGAAGUCCAAUGCGAAGUUCACGAGGUGAGCAUAGUGGAGGGCCAGCAUAUAUGCGAGACGAUGAGCGGUCGACUUCAGCUGCGCGGCGGCAAGACAGCAGAUCUCCUGCAAAUGGUGAGAAAGAUGCUUCGCAGGUUGCGCAAGAACUUGGCAACAAGCUCUUCAAGGGCGCAAACUCGUUAUGGAAAGCUAGUCAAAAGCAGAUGGCGAAGACCAUGUCAGACUUCCAGCAAGAACGCGAUGCCAGCCAGCCAAAAUGGAUGCAGGAACCUAGCCCAGAUACGAGUCGCGCCAGUAGUCAGCGUCGACAGCCGCCUCCGAAGCCUACUGCGAGGAAGCCUCCAGUCGAUGUCACGGAUGAGGCUGCAAUGUUGGACACGCCACGAGAGCCUCAAUUUCAGAAGCCUACCCGAUCACAAGACAUCGAAAGAGUCUCAGACCUUCCGCAUAGAGGUCGUUCGCCUGUCGAAACUCUGCAACAGCGCUCACCACCUCAAUCCAGGUUUGUGCAACAGCCUGUACCUCAGCAAGACAAGAGACCACCAACCAAGCUGAGGCGUGAAGAAGUGGAAGAUCAGACCGGGCAAGCCUAUGUUAGUCCCGCUAGGCGUAAGCGACCAACUCCACAGCCCACAGCACAGCCUCAGCGGGAGGUGGAUCUGUUCAGCCCGGCACCAGUGCAAGCACCUGCGCCGACGCCGCCAGUAGUGGGAACAAGGCAGGCUCCAUCUGUUGUGCGAUCAGCACCGGCUAUAAAACGUCCAUCAGCACCGCCACGCGAUCUACCUCCAGUAUCGCCUUCUGCUCUUGCAAUGUCAGCCAAGCAUCGGAAAGCAGGUGGCGAGUCGUUCAAACGUGGAGACUACGCUGCUGCCCACGGGUCAUACACCGCAGCUUUGACACCUCUACCUGCUACUCAUCCGAUCACGAUUAUAGUCUUGACCAAUCGAUCUUUGACUGGCUUGAAGACCGGUGAGGCAAAGACCGCAGUAGUUGAUGCUGAUCGUGCACUUGAGAUCAUUGGCUCAAGUCAAGGUGUUGGUGAGACCAUCGAUCUUGGUGGCGAAGGACUGAAGGACAUGCGCGAUUUCUACGGCAAAGCUGUUAUGCGCAAGGCCGAAGCUCUCGAGCACAUGGAGAAAUGGACAGAUGGUGCAGCGGCCUGGCGUCAGGCCAUCGAGGCUGGCGUCGGAGGUGCUGUCAGCCUGAGAGGCCGUGACAGAUGUGAGAAAGCUGCCAAUCCGAAGGCUGCAGCGGCUACAACCAACGGCAGCGGAGCGAGACCUCCGGCCAAGAAAGCACCCCCUGCUCGGCCACUGGGCAAUAGCUUGAACCGUCCUACCUUGACCUCACCAUCUUCCGCCGCGGCAGUGACCAAGCUUCGCGAUGCAAAUGCCGCUGCUGAGAAAGCCGACGAUGAGAAGUUUGCUCUUAUUGACCAAGUCGAUGCACGAUUGACUGCAUGGAAAGGCAGCAAAGCGGACAAUCUCCGCGCUCUACUGCAAAGUCUCGACAAUGUGCUAUGGGAAGGGGCGGGAUGGAAGAAGGUUGGUAUGAGCGAUCUAGUGAUGCCGAACAAAGUCAAAAUAGUGUAUAUGAAGGCGAUUGGGAAGGUGCAUCCUGAUAAGAUACCGCAAGACGCCACUACCGAGCAGCGCAUGGUCAGUGCCGCCGUAUUCAGCACGUUGAACGAAGCCUGGGAUAAGUUCAAGACAGACAAUAAGCUCUGA